Molecule: messenger RNA, 894 nt
Organism: Staurois parvus
Lineage: Eukaryota; Metazoa; Chordata; Amphibia; Anura; Ranidae
Source: the annotation of a GenBank genome assembly
AGGUUCCUGGAUGGCAGUUCUCCGGGGAGAGGAUUCCGCGCCUGCGCACAGCGGAGGAGGUUCCCGGAUGGCGGCUCUCCGGGGAGAGGAUUCCGCGCCUGCGCACAGCGGAGGAGGUUCCCGGAUGGCGGCUCUCCCGCAGAUACGUCUGCAGAAGUGAAGUCGGCCACAGAGCAGCCCCCAGCAGAAACGUUCCCGCACGGUGGAGGACUUCAACCGCUUCUGCAGCUUCGUCUUGGCCUACGCCGGGUACAUACCUCCACCUAACAAGGAAGAGCCAUCAUGGACCCCUCCAGGCACAUCCCCUCAUCGGACGGAGGAGAGCGACAGCUGGGACUCCCCGGAACCCCCAGAGGAUCCACAGCCCCGGCGACCUCUGACCUCAGCACUAUCGAGACAUUCGUCAUGAAGGCCAAGGGCCAGGCGGGAGAAAGCAGCGGGAAGAGGAAGGGGGCGGAACAUUCCCGCGUGAGGCGGAGCAGCCGCAGAAAGAGGAGGCAGAGACACAGAGGAGGAGCCAGUGUGAAAAUGAGUGACACGGACACUGAUGAUGAGGACAGAGGGCGGAGACCAUUGGCUCCUCCCCCCGCACCACAACCUCCCCCCAGCGCAGAAAGCAGCGGGACGGGGGGUGGCAGCUCGAGUGACGCCGAUACGCAGGUGAUGGAUGAAGACAUCAUGGUGGAGUCAGGUGACGACUCGUGGGACCUGGUGACCUGUUACUGCGAGAAGCCGUUUGCCGGGCGUCCGAUGAUCGAGUGUAACAUUUGUUGUACGUGGGUUCAUCUGUCCUGUGCGAAGAUCCGCAAGAGUAACGUUCCAGACAUCUAUUACUGCCAGAAGUGCAGAGACGGGCGGAGCGGGAGCAGCACGGGGCCCAAGGAGGAGCCCUGA